UUGUUUCUGAUCUCUCCAGUAGACGGAGGCGCCGCUGCGGAGAGACCGGCGUCAGUCUGCGCGUCUCUCCUGUGUCCGUUCCUCCGCGGAUGUGCCCGGUGCUUGUCAUUGCUUUACCGUCGGAAACUGUUCGAGAGCAAUUACAGCUUCAUUUGCGGAGUUCAGUUCAUUUCAUGUGACAGAAGUUCCAGCAGACUCGGAUCGGAUCGGCUCUUUCUCCGCCGGAGGCACCGGAGCAUUCGGUUCGGUUCUUCUCAGCUGAUCUUCAUCCGUUCAGCCGGUGUGGACUCGUACUCUCAGCUCUGACAACUUGGAACAACUCCAGGAUGGUGUGUGUCGGCGCUGCUGGGCUGCAGGUUCUUGUGGUUCUGCUUGUGUUCUCAGCAGAAUGUGGGCUGACUCGAGCUGAGACUCCGGCGACAGUCCGGAGAGUGACCCAUCCUCCCCUGCGUCGCCCGUUAUCCAGCUCCGCUCUGCUCCCGUGUAUGUUCACCCUUCCGGCCGCCCUGAUCCCGGGACACGGCCCCUUCAUCCGCUGGAGCCGUGGCUCCGGAGCGCAGGAGCAGACGGUGCUGUCAGCCCGGGACGGGGUGGUCAGGGUGCACCGGGCGUAUGUGGGUCGGGUCAGUCUGCCCGGAUACUCGGCCGACCCGCUCAAUGCCUCGCUGGCGCUUUCCCAGCUCCGCUCCAACGACUCCGGGAGCUUCCAGUGCCACGUCGCUCUGGGAGAAAAUUAUGAGCAGGAUACGAUCAUCCUGGAGGUCACAGGUGUGGUGUUUCACUACCGUUCUCCCGCGGAGCGUUAUUCGCUGUCAUUCGCGGAGGCCGUUCGCGCGUGUGAGGAGAACUCUGCUGAGGUCGCGACCCCUGAGCAGCUGUUGGCGGCGUUUCACUCCGGCAUGAACAGCUGUGCGGCCGGAUGGCUCCGAGACCAGAGCGUCAGGUAUCCCAUACAGAGACCCGAGCUCGGCUGCUAUGGACACGCAGAGUUUUCUUCUGGAGUGAGGAAUUAUGGGAAACGAGACCCUUCGGAACUGUUUGACGUUUAUUGUUUCGCCAAUGACAUGCAAGGUGAAGUGUUUCCCGCCGGCGUUCCUGACAGACUGACUCAUCCGGAGGCCACGGCUCAGUGUGCGGCUGUGGGCGGCCGGCUGGCGACCGUGGGUCAGCUCUAUCUGGCCUGGAGCUCUGGGCUGGACCACUGCGAGCCGGCCUGGCUGUCUGACGGUAGCGUGAGGUUUUCCAUCAGCUCGCUGCGCUCGGACUGUCCUGCUGGAGAACCAGGCGUCCGAACUCUUUCACCGUCAGAACUGAACAACGGGACAGCACGCUUCAAUGCUUUCUGCUAUAGAGAAAAGGAAGCGCAGAAGCCUCUCACAGACAUCGUGAAGUCGUUACUGAGACCGUGGAGGUACAUGACCGGAGACGACGCUUCCGAAUCGUUUUCCUCCAGCAGCGACGCACAGACUGCCGGCCAGCCGGACCUGCCUGACCUUCGACCCGCUAACUGGACCGGACAGGUGGAUCUGGACAAAGAGCCGCUGAUGGCCGCUGAGGGCGCCGAGCUCUCGGCCGAGUAUCUGACAGUCCGUCUGCGAGCCGGAGACACGUCUCUGGACUGGAGCGGCCAGCUGGACUCCUUCCCAGACAGCCGACAGGUGCCUCCGGAUCUGAGUCCUGGCGGCUCGGCCCGAGAGGAAGAGGACGAGGAUGAAGGUCUGUCCGGUCAGUCUGUGAGUCCUGCGGGUCCUUCAGAGGCUCCUCAAGGAAAGGCCAAGAGUUCCCUCACCAGCAUCGCCAGCUCGUUAUGGAAACCCUGGAGCUACUUGACUGGAAGUGAAGCGGAGGCGACGACUAAGAGCGCGGCUGUGAUGGAGACAACCACGACGGACGCCAGAACCACUGCAACUCCCGGAUCAGGAUUAAUGUCAUGGUUAAGCCGCUCGUGGCUGCCUGGUCCUUCAACCGCCACUGAUAAAUUAAUCACCUCCUUCCCGCCCACAAGUUCAGUCGUACCGACGACAGUCCCACCAAACGCCACUAGAGACGGACCGAGCGAUAAUCAGACCAGUCGACCUGCACAGGACGGUCCGGCGACGGCGGCCGAUUGGGUCGUUGUGACUGAAAUACCCGAGCAGAAAACCCAAACCCCUGAACCCAAAGUCUCUAUCUCGACUGAGAACUUCUCCGGAGAGAGUCGAGUGCCGGAGACAGAGGGCAGCUCGUGGGGCGACACAUACCCGUCGUCCCAAACACCGCUGAUGGUGGAGAUCACAAGCACAGGUUCCUUCUCCACCGCUGCACACGGACUCGAGGCUCGCGGAGAAAUCCAGUACAGACGCAGAAACAAACCCAAGAGACUCAACCAGAGCACCACUGAGACGACCACGAGCAUAACGACUCCCUCCGCCACGAUGUCCAGCACUGGAGACACUGCGACGACCCUCUCAACAUCUGCAGACGACACUCAGACAUCAAGCUUCAUCACGACGGUUCCCAGCAGCGUAGAGCAGGACCUGAGCACCGCCGAGGCCGUCAGGAAGAACAGCUCCACUGGAGAAGAAGCAGACGACAGAUGCAGCUGUCUGCACGGAGGGACGUGUCUUCCUCACGGAGAGGGUUUCCGCUGCUUCUGUCCACAGGGUUACGCAGGAGAGAGCUGCGAAAUCGAUGUUGAUGACUGUCAGUCGAACCCCUGUGAGAACGGCGGCACCUGUAUCGAUAAAGAGGACUCGUUCGUGUGCCUCUGUUUGCCCAGUUACAGCGGAGACCGAUGUGAGAGAGACACAGAGGGCUGUGAACACGGCUGGAAGAAGUUUCACGGUCACUGCUACCGUCUGUUUCCACGCAGACACACCUGGGAGGAUGCAGAGAAAGACUGCAGGGAACACAGCAGUCACCUGACCAGCAUCACUUCCUCCAUGGAGCAGGACUUCCUUAACGGUCUGGGUCAUGAGAACGUCUGGAUUGGCUUGAAUGAUCGUACAGUGGAGGAGGAUUUCCAGUGGACUGAUGGGAUGGAUGUUGUGUAUGAGAACUGGCGUGAGAAUCAGCCGGAUAAUUUCUUCGCGGGCGGAGAGGAUUGUGUGGUGAUGAUCACCAGAGAGGACGGCAAAUGGAACGACGUGCCCUGCAACUACAAUCUACCCUACAUCUGCAAGAAAGGAACCGUGAUGUGUGGCACUCCGCCGGCCGUCGAUAACGCCUAUCUAGUGGGCCGCAGGCGCUCACACUACGACAUCCACGCGGUGGUUCGGUACCAGUGCGCCGACGGCUUCUUCCAGAGACACAUCCCGACCAUCCGCUGCCGACCCAACGGGACCUGGGAAAGACCCAAGAUCAUCUGUACUAAAUCACGGCGAUCUCACCGUUACCGUCGGCAACACCACAGAUCUCGGCGCGAGCAUCGACGACACCGGAGACACGGAUCUGGGCACAGGGGGCGGGAUUAAGCCACGGGGGCGGGGCUAAAAGCAGGGGUCGUGACCUCUGACCCCGUGACCUCUGUUCCUGUGUUUCCAUGUCAGAGGAAAGGACAGAAAUAAUCGUUCUUUUUUACCGCUGUUAUUUAGGUUUCACUAACCCUCUGUUCACAUCUUCAUUAGAAAAUGUUUUUUUAUUGGUUAUUUGAUGCAGACGGACGGUGACGUGUCAGUCUGCGGUGAUGCGGUGGCACGAACGCUCUUCAUCUUCAUAGUAUAGUCGUAUUAAUUUGUUCACGCAGCAGGUGAAGGUUCUGGUAGCUCAUGCUCACAUUUGUUCGGUUUUAGAUAUUUUGGAUGUAAUGCUUUAAUGAAAUACUGAAUGUCCAAACUGCCCAAAAUGAUUCAUAUUCAUGAAAUAAGACGCUCUUCAAGCCUUUGAAUGGCACAAUAAUGAAUUCUUUUUCCCCAUGAGACUUUACUUUGUCUUCGUUUUGAGUGGUUUAUAUUGCAAAUCUUGAACUCUUGUGAAAUGUUGGACUAGAAUCGUAGUCAAACCUCUUACGUUCAUAAAUGAGGGAAUUUCAUGAAGAAAAACAACUUUCAGCUCACAUUUCAGACCAAAAUGAAAAGAAAAAAACUUUUGCAUAAAGGAAAUGAAGCCUGUUUUUAAAAUCAUUGAUUUUUUUUUUUUUUGCAUUAUAAUAAUUAAAUCACAUUUACUCUCAAAUUAAAUAUCCAAACAAUAAUAAAAUCCCGUUCUCAUCACUGUGAUAGAGGAUUAAAUUCGUUCUCUCGUAAGUUCUUUAUACCAGUGUUAUGUUUAUUAAUAUUUUCAAUUAGUUUAUAUUUUUGCAUUUUCUAUUUUCAUUUAAAUUACCUAGUUAAAUUACUUUCAUUAAGUUUUAUUUUCAUUAUUAAUUAAAAUGAAAAGUGUUGCCUUGGCAAGUAGCUGUAAAAAAAAAAAAUUAAAUAAAUGUAAAAAAAAAUAUUUCACUUAAAAUUUAUUUCAAGCAAUGAAAAUGUUUUUUACUAGUUUUAAAUUUUAGUUUUAGUUCACCUAUAAUAACAAUGCUUUAUGCAAAAUGUAAUUUCUUAUUUCUUUUUGAUGUUGGGGUGAAAUAUGAGCAAAACAGAACUGAAACUGAGUUUGUAAUCGAAUCUUCUCACAUAAACUGUGAUGAAGCAUCGGAAAGAUCUGGAACAGAGAUGAUUGACAGCUGCUUGAACGUCUGUGUUCAGCGUGAUUCAGGUGAAUCAUUUCAGUUGAAUCUGAAUCAGAAGGAUUUGACUCUUUGAACAGAAACAAACAGACACACUGAGUCCUCAAGAGGGCGAUGGAGUUUCCUUCACAUCUCAGUUUUAUUACCAUUCAGGUCACUUCAUACAAACAUGUCAAUAGGUUUAACCUGCUCGGAAAGAUCAAUACAUCGACCUGAGCCUAGAAGAAAGUUUAUGCAUGAACACAUACUUUAUAAAUUGCGUUCUGACACAUUUUAAAUUGUGUGAGUGAGUGUUCACAUACUUUAUCAGGUGCGUUUGAGGCCGCAGGCUCUGAUCUGAUUUUAUUCUCCCCUGCUGAAGCACAUGUGAAUGUGACGUGUUGUAGGAGCUCAUUUCACACGCCUGUUGCUUGGUAACAUAUCGACAUGCGCUCUUAAAAAUAAAGGUGCUUCAUAGAAGAACCUUUUUGUCUAAAUGGUUUCAUAAAGAGCCUUUAACAUCUGAAGAACCUUUCUGUUUCACAAAAGCUACUUUUUGGUGAAAGAAGGUUCUUCAGAUUAUAAAAAGAUAAGAAAGAAAUGACUGAAUGCUUCUUUGUGGAACCAAAUAUGCUUCUUUUAUGGCAUCGCUGUGAAGAACCUUUUAAGCACCUUUAUUUUUAAGAGUGUGUGUCUCGGUGUCCUUUCUGUAUUUAUGUGUGUGUGUGUGUGUUAUUUGAGAUAACUGCAUGUGUUUCUGUGUGUGUUUUGUUUAUGCAGUUGUAAGUGUUUUUUAAACUACAGAUGAGACUCAAAAAUGAAUUUCAUAUUCAGUGUUUUUGGUUUGUUUUCCAGUACAAACAUCUGAACAUUCUUACAUCAAGAUACAGUAACUUCAGAAGCAAAAAUAUUACAUCUUAUUUUCUAAACAAAGGUAUCAAAUUAAGUGAGUUUAUACUUAAAAUUGAAAAUAUAUGAUAAUAGGGUCAGAAAAAUAAACUUGUUUUCCAUUUGAAUUAAGUUUUUCUUGGAUAUUUAAGCAUAAACUGACUUAAUUGUAAUAAAAUAUAAGUCUCGUUUUAUGAAAAAUUUCAAUCAUUUUGAUUUCCCCUCAGUUAAAAAAGGUUUUUAGUUAAAAUGAUAAAUUUCACAUGAACAAAUACUGCCUUGAAAUAUGGUAAAUAUAACAAUUUAAUAAAUUGAAUUUUUUCUUACACGACUGACAGAUAUUUUUACUUGUUUUAAGCAUAAACUCACUUAAUUUGAAUAAUAUUUGACUUUGUUUCAACCUAGAAUUAAACUGCUGGUCUCGUCUGAGAACGGCACACUAUUUCCAUUUUUUUAAUACUGUAAAGCUUUUUUUUUUUUUUUGCUUAAUAUUUUAAGUCAUUUUGCUUCUCAAGUAAUUGUGUCUUGACUUAAGAAUGUUUAGAUAUUUGUACUGGAAAACAAGACAAAAAUACAGAUUAAGAAAAUCCUUUUUUUGCAGUUCAGGAUCUGUUCCUAAACCUAGUGAGCUUCCUAACUAGACAACUUAAAGAUGCAACUUCCUUAAGAUUUUUUAAUAUCACUUUGAUAGAGAAAUCAGUGUCAGAAUGCAUUGCAACAAGCUCAGUUAAAUCUAACGCAAGAUGUGCGAUGAAGUUAAAAACACAUUUCAUUUAGUGGUGGAAAAUAUUGAUAAAAAGUUGAUUCUAAUUAAUGCAUUAUUUUAUCCAUUAUUUGUUUUUCUUAAAAUGCAUGGUUUUCAAAUUCUCAAAAUCAAAUGGCGUUUAACACACAAAAGUGCUUCCGCAUCUCUCACUUGUGAGGUUCGGUCUCAGUUAGGAUGCUGCCUAUGUAGGGAGCAGAUGUGUUUGUUAGACAGAAUAACUCGGUGUGGAUCUGGAUCUGUUCUCUUUUCCUCUCAGUAUCGUCUGUUUGCUCUGUGUGUUUAUUUAUAACAUGUAUUCUUUAGUGAACAUAAUGACGAAUAAUCCAGCACUUCACUCUUCUGUUUGCUCUGAGCUUACAAGAUCCACUUUCUUCUGUAAAUAAAUUGUCUUUACUCAUUUAGUCCUUCAUAACGAUCAUUGUUUACUUGCUUUUAAUGACAACACUAAUGAUUGUCAGUUUUUUAUUCUAGUAUGUGAUCACAUUUAAGCACCCUGUUCAGUAUUGUUUUUGUACAAUAACUAGCAGAACUGACAUGGAAAUGUGUGUUUCACACAAUAACGAGCGUAUGUUUGGAUCUCUUUAUUAAACCCUUAUUAAAACGGCCGUCCGGUGAGAGAAUCGCUCAGAUCAGUCUGCUUUCUGAGGUCAAACUUUGAUGUUUUUAUGCUUCACUUCACGUUUGUUGAUGUGUUUUUGUUCUUUAUUAAACUCAAAACAAACCAACAAUAAAACCGA
Onychostoma macrolepis is the source of this 7015-nucleotide messenger RNA. It is a transcript of the gene ncana, whose product is annotated as neurocan a. Gene Ontology annotation, biological process: cell adhesion. The record is from RefSeq and is a predicted model, not a curated record. The transcript is spliced from 16 exons. The coding region runs from base 327 to 3452 and encodes 1041 amino acids. Gene Ontology annotation, molecular function: calcium ion binding; hyaluronic acid binding. NCBI's taxonomy places the organism in Eukaryota, Metazoa, Chordata, Actinopteri, Cypriniformes, Cyprinidae.